AUGCGUGGUGGUGAACACUAUCAACUUAAGGUUGAUCAGUUUAAAAUUGAUAAGCAUAGUGGUUUACAAUUUUUCCAUUAUACAUCUAAAAAUAAUCAAUGUGAACUUCAAAAAGCUGAUCCAGAAUUUUAUUUGCAACCAAGUUUUGAUUGGAUAGAAUCGGGUAAUUGGUAUAAAAAGAAUCAUGUAGGAAAAAAUAAAUUAAUGAAUUUCAUGCGUGAAAUUGGACGUAUAACACAAAUCGAUAUUCCUAUAGAGUUACUUACAAACCAUUUUGGGCGAAAAACUGCUGCUCAAUGUUUACAAGAUAAUGAUGUUCCAGAACAGGCAAUUAUACAACUCACAGGACAUAAAAGUGUUCAAGAAAUUCAUGCUACAAGCAGACCGUGUAAUUAUGCUACUAUAGCAUGUAUUAAUUGUCGAAAGAAGCAUAAAAAAUGUUCAGGGACAGUUACUUGUUCCAAUUGUGCAAAACAUGAUCUUAAAUGUAUUUUCAUUAACUCGGGCCAAAAACGUGGUCCAAAACCAAAGUCUAAGAUGUGCACUAACCCACAUAAUCCGUAUGUACGUGAUCAUAGACGUGGAAUGCAGUUCUCUACAGACUACAUGCAGGCUCACUCGCAUGCGCAAAAGAUUUAUAUUACAUCAUCAUAUAAUUUAAAUCAAGAAUUUAGAACGCUACAGCCUAAUAGUUAUGAUGCUAUUACUCAAGAAACAAUCUUCUCCCCUCAAGCAGAUUUAAAUUCUGACUAUACUGCGGCUAUAAAUAAAAAUCAAGAUACCACGCACAUUAAUCUUAUCGAUAACUUACCACUUUUAUCACAUGAUAAUUUUCUAUUCCCUAAAGAUAAUAGAGUAAUAGAAUCGUCCCUUUCUACUAGUUACUUAAAUAGUCUUUCUGAUACUAGUGAGUUAUCUAAUUUGUCAAGCAGACAAGUUUUAUUCGAUCCUCUUAAUUCGGACAAUUAUUACGUUCAUGAUCAAUACAAUGUAAUGCAGUUAUCCUUAGACUCUACGCAGGACAACUCUUCCACACAAAAUAUUAAUAUUACAUCAUCAGAAUAUUUUAAUAAUUUAAAUCAAAAUCAGCUUAGAACGUCACGGCCUAAUAGUUAUAAUGCCAUUAUCCAAGAAAUAAUCUUUUCCUCUCGGACUCCUAUGAGUAAUCAAGAUAGAACGCCCAUUAAUUUUAUCGAUAACACGCAACAUUUAUUGCAUAAUAAAGAGUUAUCAAAUUCAUCAAAUAGUCAAUUUUCAUUCGACCCUUAA
Messenger RNA from Racocetra persica, 1269 nucleotides. The record is from the annotation of a GenBank genome assembly. NCBI's taxonomy places the organism in Eukaryota, Fungi, Glomeromycota, Glomeromycetes, Diversisporales, Gigasporaceae.